UGUGCAGUCCCGGAGAAAGCAUCUUUUACUUCCAGUUGUUCACCAUGCGUUCUUGGUUCAUUUCUUUGUGCUUGUGCACCUCUGUGGCUCUCGCUGCCCACCAUUUGGGCCGAGAUGCUACCGAUGGUGGUGAUAACAACGGUGGAAUGGUCCCAGCUGACAAGAAUUUCCUGCAGAGACAAUUGCAAAUUCUCCGACUGAUGAGGAACAUCCAUGAGCAGAACCACGACCAAGAACAGCAACAAAUCGGAAACAACUUCAAUAUUGACCAAGAAGCCUCCAACUUCUCUAACUCUCAAGCAGUGAAGGCCAUGCAACAGCAAAUCGCACAAGGCAAAACCUCCAGGAACCAAGUGUUCGACAUCAUGUCCAACCACCAAAGACAGGAGGCUAUCACCUUGUUCGACCUCUUCUUCUUCGCCAAGGAUUUCGAUACCUUCUACAGGGCUGCUUGCUGGGCUCGUGACCGUGUGAACGCCGGACAAUUCAUCUACGCUCUCCACGUCGCUGUCAUGCACCGUCCCGACACCCAAGGAAUGGUCUUGCCUCCCAUCUACGAAGUCCACCCACAACUCUUCGUUGACAGUAUGGCCAUGCAAAAGCUCUACAACGCUAGAAUGCAAGGACAAGACAACUUCCAAGUUCAGGCCAACUACAGCAACUGCCCAACUCACUGCCAGUUCAACAACUGUGAAAACACUCCCAACUCUCCCAACUGCCAGAACUGCCAGAACUGCGAUCUCAUCAACGGCAACGGAAACAACAAUAACAACAACAACGACGACAACAACAAUGGCAACAACAACAACGGCAACAGCGGAAGCAACUUCAACAGCAACAACAACCCCAACAACCAGGUCAGCUACUUCAACGAGGAUCCUGGCAUGAACGCUUUCAACUACUACUUCCACGUUCAAUACCCAUUCUGGAUGGACCAAAAGAAAUACGGCAUCAACAAGGCUCGUCAAGGUGAACUUUUCCUCCACCAGAACCAACAACUCCUGGCCCGUUACAACCUGGAGAGAUACAGCAACAACUUAGACGCCAUCCAACCCCUCCAAGUCCAACAGAACGGUGCCGUCUGUAUUCAGGAAGGACACAACCCCUCAAUCUCCUUCGAGAAUGGAAACAACAUGCCCAACCGUCCAGACAACUUCUGCAUCGACCAGAACAACAACAAUAACAACAACCAAAAUGGCCAGAACAACAACAACAACAACUUCAACAACGGAGAAAACGACAACAACAACUGCGGAAACACCCAGAACGGCAACUCCUGCGGACACAACGGAAUGAACGCCAACCAAAAGAUCCAACAGUACCAGAGAAGAAUCUACGACGCCAUUGAUCACGGAUUUGCUUACAGCCAAGACGGAAACAAAAUCAGCUUGAACGAGCAACAAAAUGGUGCCGACAAUCUGGGACGUUUGGUUCAAGCCAACUCCGACUUCGUCAACAACAACUACUACGGAAACAACGGUAUCUUCAACGAAGUCCAAAAAAUGGUUGGAAGAGCAACUGACCCCUUCAACAGACACUCCGCUGCCCCCGCUGCCGUCUCCCAAUACGAAACUGCUCUCAGGGACUCUGCCUACUUCUCUCUCUUAUCCAACAUCCACAACAUUCAACAAUACUACAAAUCCAAGCAACCAGCUUACACCAACCAAGACUUGGGAAUGAACGGAGUCGCCAUCCAAAACGUCGAUGUCGACAAAAUGAUGACCUACUUCGACAACUUCUUCAUGGACGCCAACAACGCUAUUAAACAAGGAAACAACGACAACAAUAACAACAACAACAACAUUAACUACCAAGUUAAGCAACAGCGCCUCAACCACAAGCCUUUCAGCUACAACAUCAACGUCCAGAGCAACCAGGCCUCCGACGCCAUCGUCCGUGUCUUCAUCGGACCCAAGACCAACCCCAACCUCAACAACAACAACAAUAACAACAACCAGAACAACAACAACAAUAACAACAACAACCACCAACAAGGCAUGCCCUUGGAACAAGCCCGUCCAUUCUUCGUCGAAAUCGACCGCUUCAAGGUUAACUUGAAAGAAGGACAGAACAAGAUCUCCCGUAACGCCAAGAGCUCCCCCAACAACGUCAACGACCAACAAACCUUUGAGAAAUUAUUCCAGAAAACCCAACAAGCCAUCGAAGGAUCAUCCCAAUUCCUCAUCGGCCAGGUUGACCAACACCACUGCGGAUGGCCAAAACGUAUGCAAAUCCCUCGUGGAAAGACCAGCGGUCAAGAGUUCACCAUGUUCUUCAUCGUGAACCCAACCGAGAACAAGAACAAUAACAACAACAACAACCAGGUGGACAACUACCUGACUUGCUCCAACAAGAAGGUGUUCGACAACCGCCCUCUUGGAUUCCCCUUCGACCGCCCCAUCAACACCGCUGAAUGGAACAACAACGUCAGCAACGCUUUCUUCAAGAACGUUGUCGUUUACCACAAGAAUGGUAACCAACAAUGAUUCCUUCAAGUCGUCAAGUCUGAAUCUCAUCAUAAUGCGCUAAGAACUAGUAAUAACACCCUACUUUAAGUUUUUAUACUUUUGUACUUAUUUAAUUCAAGACUGAUUAAUUAAUAAAUAGAAUAUAUAUUUUGCAGCAAUA
Bemisia tabaci is the source of this 2628-nucleotide messenger RNA. The record is from RefSeq and is a predicted model, not a curated record. Lineage: Eukaryota; Metazoa; Arthropoda; Insecta; Hemiptera; Aleyrodidae.